Phoenix dactylifera (date palm) is the source of this 2046-nucleotide messenger RNA. The record is from RefSeq and is a predicted model, not a curated record. NCBI's taxonomy places the organism in Eukaryota, Viridiplantae, Streptophyta, Magnoliopsida, Arecales, Arecaceae.
AUUCUUCUUUAGAAAAAAUGGGAAUAAUUAGCCUUUCCUGAUCUGGACAACAACAAAAAAAAACACAUAUAAGAUCACAGAUUAACCAAACACACACACACACACACACACACACACACACACACACACAUAUGUAUAUGUGUGUGUGUGUGUGUGUGUAUCAUUUAAGGGGCAUUACCUGCCUGACUAUAAUAUGUUACGAGUUUGUCAUUACCAUUGUCUAAUAUAUAUUGGUUGGGGUAGCUUUGUAGAUUGCGGUGAUUGAAUAUUUUGGAUCCAAAACUUUGAACCUUCCGUCUCUAGUGCCUCUAGUCCCACAUCUCUCUCUCUCUCCCUCCCCCCGGUUCAUCAGCCAUGGGACCCGAAGCUCGAGAUCCGUUAAAGAUAUUCUUCUUCCCUUUGAUGUCCCCGGGCCACAUGAUCCCCAUGCUCGACAUCGCCAAGCUCUUCUCCCGCCGCGGCGUCUCCGCUACUGUCGUCACCACCCCCGGCAACGAGCCCCUCCUCCGCCCCUCCAUCGACCGUGCCAACUCCACCAACCACCAUCCUCUAAUCCACCUCCUCCUCCUCCCCUUCCCCCCUCCGUCCACCACCUCCUACCCUCCGGCCGGGAGAACCUUGGCUCCAUGUCCGCCUCCGACCACGCUGACUUAUUCACCGCCAUCGACGCCCUCCGCCGCCCCUUAGCCGAACUCCUCCGCGCCCACCGCCCCGACUGCCUCGUCUCCGACUCCAUCUUCCCCUGGACAGCCGACGCUGCCCUCGCACUCGGCAUCCCCCGCCUCGUCUUCCACGGCCCCGGCGCCUUCCCCCUCUGCGUCCACCGCAGCCUCGAGCUCCACAACCCCCACGCCGGCGUCUCCUCCGACUCCGAGCCCUUCGCAGUCGAGGGCCUUCCGGACCGCAUCCAAAUGACCCGCUCCGAGAUCUCCCCCAUCUUCUUCUAUCCCGACUUCCUUCGAUCUAUAACAGAGGCCGAGGAGAAGAGCUUCGGCAUCGUCGUCAACACCUUCUACGAGCUCGAGCCGGCCUACGCCGAGCUCUACAGGAAGCCACCCGGUCCGCGAGCGUGGUUCGUGGGCCCGGUCUCCCUUUCCGAUAAGGACGAGGCCGACCGAGGCGGCCGGGCCCACCCGGCCCACAGCCGAUGGCUGAGCUGGCUGGACUCCAGGGCAGAGAACUCCGUCGUCUAUGUGUGCUUCGGCAGCCUCUGCGAGUUCUCCGGCGAGCAGCUCCGGGAGAUCGCGCUGGGCCUUGCGGCCUCCGGCUACCCCUUCUUCUGGGUGGUGAAGGAGAAGGGUGACGUGGCUGGCGAGGAUUGGCUGCCGGAGGGGCUCGAGGAGAGGGGUGUGGUGGUGAGGGGGUGGGCCCCGCAGGUGGUGGUGCUGAACCACGCGGCGGUGGGGGGUUUCGUGACGCACUGCGGGUGGAACUCGACGCUGGAGGGGGUGGCGGCGGGAGUGCCGAUGGUGACGUGGCCGCUGUCGUACGAGCAGUUCGUCAACGAGAAGUUCUUGACCGAGGUGGUGGAGAUGGGUGUGAGGGUGAGGAGGGGAGGGAGCGGAGGAAGUGGGGUGGUGAGGGGGGAGGAGGUGGCGGCGGCGUUGGCGGCGGUGAUGGGCGGCGGAGAGGAGGCGGAGCGGAGGAGGAGGAGGGCGAGGGAGUACGCGGCGGCCUCAAGGGCGGCGGUGGAGGAGGGAGGCUCCUCGUACCAGGACAUUGGCCGGCUGGUGGCGGAGCUGGCAGCCGCCCGCGCGGCGAGGAGGGGGGAGACGGGACAGUGAAAGCAGGAGAGCGAGGCCGUGGCGGUACCGUUGUGAGACGGGAAAGCUGUGUCGUCUACAAGUUUUGGAUGGAAUAAAAAUGAGUUGGCUUUGAGAACGCCAGAAAAUAUAAAAUAUAUAAAUAAAUUUAUUGUAUUCUAUAAGCUUAAGUUUUUAAGAUAAGAAUGAGAUAGGCGUAGCCUUGUAGGGUUUACUCCCAGUAUCUUGUAUUUAAUUUUUUUUUUAAAAUAAAUUCUUCUGUUUCAAACCUGCAACUAAUCAA